Molecule: messenger RNA, 3457 nt
Organism: Chroicocephalus ridibundus (black-headed gull)
Lineage: Eukaryota; Metazoa; Chordata; Aves; Charadriiformes; Laridae
Gene: AEBP2
Product: AE binding protein 2
Exons: 10
Coding region: 247-1914 (555 amino acids)
Biological process (GO): regulation of transcription by RNA polymerase II
Cellular component (GO): ESC/E(Z) complex
Source: RefSeq, a predicted model, not a curated record
CUGCCCGCCCUUUUUGUCCCCGGGCGCGUUCCGUAGCGCGUGCGGCGGCGGCCGCAGCCCCAGCCCCGGCCCCUCCUCUCUGCGGCUCGCGCCGCCGCGCGAUUGUGCGGGUGAGGAGGGCGAGGGGAGAGGGGGGAAAAGGAGCGCGGGGCGGGAGCGAGCGCGGCCGCGCGCACGCCCCCGCCGUUGCCGCCGCCGCGCGCGCCUGGCCCCGCUCGGCUCCGCUCGCAGCGACUCGCAGGCGCCAUGGCGGCCGCUCGCAGCGACAUGGCGGAGCCGGAGGGGUUGCUUCCCGGCGAGGCGGCGGCCGCCGCCGGCGCCGCAGCGGCCGAGGAGGAGGAGGCCGGGGCUGGAUCCUCGUCGUCGCCUUCCUCCGCGGCGGCGGCCGCCGCGGAGACGGAGUCGCUGCUGCUGCUGAACGGCGAGGCGGAGAGCAUGUCGGAACCGAGCCCGGAGAGCGCCAGCCAGGCCGGGGACGGGGAGGACGAGGAUGAGGAAGAGGAGGAGGAAGAGGAGGAGGAGGAGGAGGGCGGCGAGGAGGAGGAGAGCAGCCUGGUGGGGAGCAGCAGCACGAGCAGCGGCUGCUGCAGCGACGAGACCCGCUCGCUGAGCCCCGGCGGCAGCAGCGAGGCCGACGCCAAGGAGGAGCCGAAGGGCCCCCGGGGCAGCCAGGAGGACGGGCUGGGCCGCGGCGGCGGCGGAGGAGGCGGCGGCGGCGGGGGGAGCAGCUCCAGCAGCGUGUCCAGCGGUGGCGACGAGGGCUACGGCACCGGCGGCGGCGGCAGCAGCAGCGGCAGCAGCAGCUGCAGCGCCACGUCGGGGGGCCGGCGGGGCAGCCUGGAGAUGUCCUCGGACGGGGAGCCCCUCAGCCGCAUGGACUCGGAGGACAGCAUAAGCAGCACUAUUAUGGACGUAGAUAGCACAAUUUCCAGCGGGCGUUCAACUCCAGUUAUGAUGAAUGGACAAGGUGUUCCUGCCUCCUCCGCAAAAAGCAUUGCUUAUAACUGUUGUUGGGACCAUUGCCAUGCUUGCUUCAGCUCCAGCCCGGAUUUGGCAGAUCACAUUCGCUCCAUACAUGUGGAUGGUCAACGAGGAGGGGUGUUUGUUUGCUUGUGGAAAGGUUGCAAAGUAUAUAAUACACCUUCAACAAGUCAAAGUUGGUUGCAGAGGCAUAUGCUGACACACAGUGGGGACAAACCUUUCAAGUGUGUAGUUGGUGGGUGCAACGCCAGCUUUGCAUCUCAGGGAGGACUUGCCCGUCAUGUGCCCACACACUUCAGCCAGCAGAACUCUUCAAAAGUUGCCAGUCAGCCAAAGGCCAAAGAGGAAUCUCCAUCUAAAGCUGGAAUGAAUAAAAGAAGAAAGUUAAAGAACAAGAGACGACGAUCUUUACCGAGACCUCAUGACUUCUUUGACGCGCAAACACUGGAUGCUAUAAGACAUCGAGCCAUCUGCUUUAACCUCUCAGCACAUAUAGAAAGUUUAGGAAAAGGCCACAGUGUUGUAUUUCAUAGUACUGUAAUAGCUAAAAGAAAAGAAGAUUCUGGAAAAAUAAAACUCUUGCUUCAUUGGACACCAGAGGACAUGUAUCCAUCUCGUAUUGCUGCUUCUUUGGAUACUCUCACCAGAGCUUGGAAUACUCCUCCAGCAUGUUUGGCUCCUUUUUUCUCAUGUUUUUUUAAAGUUCUACCUUGUUCCAAACGAGUAGCCUCGUGUGUAAUGCAGGACAAAGGUAUUGCCCUCAGUCUGCCUGAUGUGUGGGUAAAUGAAAGUGAACGACAUCAGUUAAAAACUAAAGUAGUUCAUUUAUCAAAACUACCAAAAGAUACUGCCUUGCUUCUGGACCCAAACAUAUACAGAAAUUCUAGUAAAGGAGGUACAUACAGUGGAAUCCUGAAAGAUCACUUCUGUUAAGAUCACAUACUGAACGAUGCCCCAGAAGAGGUUGAAGAGGUAAAAACCAAGAAAGUGGGGACACCUGCAGUCUUAGUCACUGACAAUGGAUUUAGAAAUAAAGUUGCACAUUAGUCAAAUCCCAUCCUUUUUUUUUUUCUUAGAUAAAUAUUUAUGCUUAGUGUAAACAUUCUGUGAAUGAAGUUGAUGCUUCCGUGGAAUAUAUUAAUAUAUUACUGUAUAUCCACAUUUUCAUGGAAUGGUACAGUGGGAGACUGAGCGAACACUCUUCUGGCAACUUAGUGGAACAACUAAAAGGCUUUGCAUGCUUGCUUCUUUAAGCUGCUUUUUUCUUUAGUGAAUACAGUAGUUUAUAUUUGAUGGAAAGAAAAAGUAACCAUCACCGUUUACUCACAAUUCCCAGGAGACCUGUUAACAAGCUAUUAGACUUCUUGUCACUGUUAACUAAAUAUAACACAUGACAGACAAUAAAACAGCUACCAAGGGAUUAUUCUGUUGCCCUUUGAGUAUGGUGGAUAGUAAUCAUUCGUCAUUUGUAAUCUCGUGUCCUUUUGCAGAUCCCUAAAAUAUGUUGGAUUAUAAUGUUUAAACAAAUGUUGAUGGAAUGCUUGUCUUUUCCAAUCAACUAUGAAUACAUAUAGUACGGUUUAAAGAUGUUAAGAGUGUUGCAGUAUGUCUGACCCCCUUUUCAGGAGUAGUAUAGUAUGUUAAUGAGAUCUGCCUUUAUGUGAUCCGUAUCAAUGGACGGUUUUUGAAAAACCUCUACUUAAGCAGUUAGUGUUAUUGGUGUUUUAUUUUACUUUUUUGACCCUUUAGCGUCCCCAUUCACUUGUAAAGUAUACGUUUUUUUUUAUUUGGCCUAAUGUUUUCUAGAUGUAAAGAAAAUGGUAUUUUUAAAAAAAAUAAUCUAGAAAUUCAAUCCUUUAUGCACCAAAGUUGGCUUUGAAAAGGAAAGUAAAAUCAUUUUCUUGCUUAAUAAGCAAGAAGCCAUGGAUUUUUUUAACUGACAAAUAGAGAUGUGUCUAACCUGUUAGUCUUUGUAUGGAGACAAAAAUGUUGCAUAUAGAUAAUAGGACAUUGCUUGUAAAUAUUUCAGCAGAUUUGUAAUAUAUUUUUAUAUUAUGAAAUGUACUGUAGAUGUUUUUCUAGAGGCAUGAAAGUUAAAAUGUAUAUAUUACGGUAGAAAUAAUAUUGAAGGAUAUUGUAAUUCACUAGUGCUGCCAGAAGAAUUGUUUAAAAAAAAAAAAAAAGCACCUUCCUUAACAAUAAAAAAACCUUCUUUUACAUACCUAAGGGACUAUAUACUACUGUUAAUAUCUGUUGUAAGAACAAAAAUACAUUGAACAUCCUUCCCAGAAAUCUUAGAGGGAUGAAUAGUACCCAUAAUUAAUUCAUGGCGCUCCUUUCUAAUAGUGAACAUGAAAUUAGUUUUUUCCUUACUAUUGGAAGGAACUAAUAUGUAAAAUUUGUAUGGAUAUAUGCAGUCAAACUGCAGAGUUAGUCCUCCUUAUUGGGGAGGAAUUUACUACAGUGAAACUAAUAA